GUCUCGCGCGGGGCGGUAACCACCGAUUUCAGGGGGAGGUGCUUCUCGGCUUCCUCUCUCGCUUGGUGUACACACCCCCGGCACACCACGUGGGCCUAAGGCAAAGAGGGAGGAGGUGUUAGGCCGAAUUCUAGCCUCAUUGGCUGUCGCUGCUGCCGGCUCUGGCAAGAAAUCGUUCUGAUUGGUGCGAAAGGGGGGCGUCGGAGUGGGGGAGGUGGUCUCUGAGUCCUAAGGCUUCUGGUUGGUUAGAUGAGAUAAGCUAGUGAGGCGCGUUCUUCCGCGAGGAAUUUUGAUUGGUCCGCCUGAGAGGUUACCUGGGAAUCCACUCCCUCAAGGGACUUUGAUAGGAUUGGGAAAGGUUCGUGUUCCCGGAGGCUUGGGAGUUGUCAUAAGCUAAAGAGGACUCCCAGUCCCUAGGAAGGGUCACCCCCCCCCCGCCCUUAAAGUUAGCCACUGCCUCAUUUUCAGAAGACCCUGGUGUUUCCAGAGCAGGCUUUGCUUUCACCAAACCCAAGGAAGUGACAGGAGUAGCCCCUGAAAAGGACCUAAGGAUGCUGUGACCAGAAGAUGGGAUCACGGAACAGCAGCAGUGCAGGAUCUGGGUCUGGAGACCCCUCCGAAGGCUUGUCCCGAAGAGGGUCAGGCCUGCAUAGGAGGGAGGAAGAAGAAGAGGAGGAUGAAGAUGUGGAUCUGGCCCAGGUACUGGCCUAUCUCCUCCGAAGAGGACAAGUGAGGUUGGUGCAGGGAGGAGGUGCAGCAAACUUGCAACUCAUCCAGGCCCUCUCGGACUCAGAAGAGGAGCAUGACAGUGCCUGGGACGGUCGUCUUGGGGAUCGAUAUAACCCACCUGUGGAUGCAACUCCUGACACCCGGGAGCUGGAAUGCAAUGACAUCAAGACACAGGUGGAAUUGGCCACAGGGCGGCUGGAGCUUAGACGUGCAGCCCAGGAGCACAGCUUUCCUCAAAUGUUACACCAGAGAGAACGGGGCCUCUGCCACCGAGGAAGCUUCUCUCUUGGAGAACAGUCUCGAGUGAUGUCUCACUUCUUGCCCAAUGAUCUGAGCUUCACUGACACCUACUCUCAGAAGGCUUUCUGUGGCAUCUACAGCAAAGAUGGAAACAUCUUUAUGUCUGCUUGCCAAGACCAGACAAUCCGACUGUAUGACUGCCGGUAUGGCCGCUUCCAUAAAUUCAAGAGCAUCAAGGCCCGGGAUGUAGGCUGGAGUGUUCUGGAUGUGGCCUUCACCCCUGAUGGAAACCACUUCCUCUACUCCAGCUGGUCUGAUUAUAUUCAUAUCUGCAACAUCUACGGGGAAGGAGACACACACACUGCCCUGGAUCUAAGACCAGAUGAGCGUCGCUUUGCUGUCUUCUCCAUUGCUGUUUCCUCAGAUGGGCGAGAAGUACUAGGAGGGGCCAAUGAUGGCUGCCUAUAUGUCUUCGAUCGAGAACAAAACCAGCGCACCCUUCAGAUUGAGUCUCAUGAGGAUGAUGUGAAUGCAGUGGCCUUUGCUGAUAUAAGCUCCCAAAUCCUGUUCUCUGGUGGAGAUGAUGCAAUCUGUAAAGUAUGGGAUCGACGUACCCUGCGAGAGGAUGACCCCAAGCCUGUGGGUGCACUGGCCGGACACCAGGAUGGCAUCACGUUUAUCGACAGCAAGGGUGAUGCCCGCUAUCUCAUCUCCAACUCCAAAGACCAGACCAUCAAGCUCUGGGAUAUCCGACGCUUUUCCAGCCGGGAAGGCAUGGAAGCCUCACGCCAGGCUGCCACACAGCAAAACUGGGACUACCGCUGGCAGCAGGUGCCCAAAAAAGCCUGGCGGAAACUGAAGCUCCCAGGGGACAGCUCCUUAAUGACUUACCGGGGCCAUGGAGUGCUGCACACCCUCAUCCGCUGCCGAUUCUCCCCAACCCAUAGCACAGGCCAGCAGUUCAUCUACAGUGGCUGCUCCACUGGCAAAGUGGUUGUAUAUGACCUCCUCGGUGGCCACAUUGUGAAGAAGCUGAUCAACCACAAGGCCUGUGUGCGUGAUGUCAGUUGGCAUCCCUUUGAAGAGAAGAUUGUCAGCAGUUCGUGGGAUGGAAACUUGCGUCUAUGGCAGUACCGCCAGGCUGAGUACUUCCAAGAUGACAUGCCAGAGUCCGAAGAAUGCUCCAGUGCCCCCACCUCAGUGCCCUCCCCCUCUGUGGCCUUUUCCUCACCCCAGUAGAUCUGAUCUCCAGCCCCUUACAGGGUGAACCUCUCAAGUUCUCUGCCUUCCUUCUUUUUCCCUACUGGGGAAUAUGUGGAGGAAAUACAGAGAUUGGAUGGCGAGAAAACAGGCUCUGAGCCCCCAGCUGAGCCCCGAUCCAUCCCACAGGGCUGAGUGGUCUCCUCAGGCAUUACACCCACUUGGCUUGGGUCUCUAUCUCAAGCCAGAGUCUGGCAGCUUGCCAUUAUCUGGGGUGUGGCUUCUGCCAGCAAGAGAACUGUCAGCCGGGUCCAUUUCCCAGGUCAUCACAUUGAGGAUUAGACUGAUCAAUCAGAGGACCUUUCUUCCUGAGGUCUUCAGGAGAGGGCAGGGUGGAGAGAGGUGUUUCCUCAGCACCCUUCAGGGGUGGGGACUGUGUCUCUUAUACCUGGGUCUUUGAGUUUUGACGGCUGUGUGAGAGGCAGGAGUUCCCAGAAGCUCCAUGGGGCCCAGCGUGGGGCAGGCCCUGCUUCCCAGAGGGUCCUGAUUAUCCUGCUGGAGACCAGCAGCUUCAAGAAAGGAGGUUGAAGUAGGACUCCUUUGUCCUCUUACUGGCUUUGGCUCCCCCAAUAAACUGUCUGUGGGAACCUAGCUCAGUGUUUCUGUCUUGUUCUUUUUCCUAUCUGAAGUCUUAUGUUUUCUUACUUCAAGAAAAUAGUUUCACCAAAGUGUUCAGCUAUCCUACUCUAUAGAAGAAAACAUCCCUUUGAUGCCCCAAGAUGAAAAAAAUAUAUUAAAAUUAUUUUCUAACCAAGUCUUGAGACAGGCCCUCCCCCACCAGCCUCAGAAACUUAGCAUCAGAGUAGACGUGGAGAUAGCAGAAGAUAAGCAUGUUUUCUGAUAGAACCUAAGAGUAUCUGCGUUAGCUCUACUCUGGAGCUAUUUCAGACUUUAGAAGAGGUGGCCCAUGAAUGCAGAACCAGAGAAACUGGCAGAC
This is a messenger RNA of Castor canadensis (American beaver), 3166 nucleotides long. The record is from RefSeq and is a predicted model, not a curated record. Lineage: Eukaryota; Metazoa; Chordata; Mammalia; Rodentia; Castoridae.